Molecule: messenger RNA, 4218 nt
Organism: Strigops habroptila (Kakapo)
Lineage: Eukaryota; Metazoa; Chordata; Aves; Psittaciformes; Psittacidae
Gene: MFSD1
Product: major facilitator superfamily domain containing 1
Exons: 17
Coding region: 20-1582 (520 amino acids)
Biological process (GO): transmembrane transport
Cellular component (GO): lysosome
Molecular function (GO): transmembrane transporter activity
Source: RefSeq, a predicted model, not a curated record
UCACGUGACGGCGGCUGGAAUGGCGGAGGAGGAGCGGGCGCUGUUGGGCUCCGCCGGCAGCGACGAUGGCGGCCGUUCUCCGGGGCCGCUCCGUGCCCUGCCCGCCGCCUGCGACCCGCGGCGGUUGCCGCACCGGCUCAUUGUCCUCACGCUCAUGUGCUUCCUGGGCUUCGGCAGCUACUUCUGCUACGACAACCCGGCGGCUCUCCAAACGCAGGUUCAACGGGAUAUGAAGGUGAACACAGCUCAGUUCAUGGCACUCUACGCCUGGUAUUCCUGGCCUAAUGUGGUUCUCUGCUUCUUCGGAGGUUUUCUGAUAGACAGAGUUUUUGGAAUACGGUUGGGCACUAUAAUAUUUAGUAUCUUUGUUUGUGCUGGACAGGUAGUUUUUGCUUUGGGAGCACUACUUAAUACUUUCUGGCUGAUGGAUGCAGGCAGAUUCAUAUUCGGAAUAGGUGGAGAGUCCUUAGCAGUGGCACAAAACACGUAUGCAGUCAGCUGGUUUAAAGGCAAGGAGUUAAAUCUUGUGUUUGGAUUACAGCUAAGCAUGGCCAGAAUUGGAAGCACAGUGAACAUGAAUAUCAUGGGAUGGAUAUACUCGAGAGUUCGAGAUCUUCUGGGGUGUACCGGUCCCAGUACUCUUGGGUUAACUCUUAUGAUAGGCGGUGUAACAUGUCUCUUUUCACUGAUCUGUGCAUUAAUCCUUGCUUAUCUGGACAAGAGAGCAGAGAAGCUACUUUCUAAAGAGCAAGGGAAAACAGGUGAAGUGAUUAAGCUAACUGAUGUGAAGGACUUCUCUUUGUCCUUGUGGCUUAUAUUUGUAAUCUGUGUCUGUUACUAUGCAGCGGUUUUUCCUUUCAUUGGACUUGGAAAGGUUUUCUUUAUUGAGAAAUUCAAAUUCUCACCUCAAGAAGCAAGUGCAAUUAACAGUAUUGUGUAUAUUAUAUCGGCACCCAUGUCGCCAGUCUUUGGACUCCUGGUGGAUAAACUUGGAAAGAAUAUCAUCUGGGUUUUAUGUGCUGUAAUAACUACACUUGCUUCUCAUAUUAUGUUGGCUUUCACCUUCUGGAACCCCUGGAUAGCAAUGUGUUUGCUAGGAGUGGCAUACUCGCUGCUUGCCUGUGCCCUGUGGCCCAUGGUGGCCUUUGUUGUUCCAGAACACCAGUUGGGAACUGCUUAUGGCUUCAUGCAGUCUAUCCAGAAUCUCGGUCUGGCAAUUAUUGCUAUAGCAGCAGGGAUGAUUCUGGACACAAGAGGAUACUUGUUUCUUGAAGUCUUCUUCAGUGCUUGUGUUUGCCUGUCGCUAAUAGCUGUAGUCAUGCUGUAUUUUGUGAAUCACCUUACAGGUGGUGAUCUCAACUGGUCUGCGAAGAAAAGGGAAAAACUGCAAAAAGCAGCUGCAACUGAAGCAGAAGAACAAGAGAGACUCAGACGUCAAAAUGAAGAUGACUUGGCUAAAUUACGGCCAAAAGCUGAUGACUUUAGUUUAAGGAAUAAAUACCUCUCCAAACUAGGCGCUCAGCUACCAGAUAAUUACUGUUCCUAUUUAUCAACAAUGGCACACAGAAGCGUGUUGAAAUAGCAUCUUGCCCCACUUGCAAAAGCAGAAAUACGUGGAAUUUCCUGGUACACAAAACUUUGUUUCCAGUACUGACAACUACCACAGCAAAAGCAGAGUGAUGCACCGUGCUUUUCUGCAAACAUAGAUCCUAUUUUUAGAACACUUGGCUUAAGCUCCUCCUCCUAUCGCAUAUGAUGUUCAUGAAGAACCAUCUGGCUGUUUAUUUGAACCCAUGAGCUAUGUACUACAUGCUCCUGUCUAAGAUGCUCAGUGAGUAGCUUGAGACAAUAGCUAAGACUUGAGCUUACUACACAACGAUGUCUGAAAUGUGAAAGCUUUGUUUCAGUAAUCAAUUGUUGUGAAAUGAGCUUUGGUGUAGAUCUGGGUUAUUUAGCUUCAAGUUGGACAACUUUGAUUCCAUAUUUGAGAAUGGUCUGUUUCAUUUUUCUUACAGAAAAAUGUGAGGAUACCAUACAAGUAUUUCAGAGGAAACUAUGCAAUUCCAGUAUUACAGGUCAAAAAAUGUUAGUUCUUAAAUAUAAUGCUAGGUCAUGGGUUUAGCAAUAAUCUCAUGUGAGUCCUGAUUAAUGUGAAAAAUAAUGUAUUUUUAAGAGGUGGUAACUAAAAACUAUGAAGAGAGUUAAAUGCAAACUGAAGUUGGGCUUUCAGUGGGAGAAGUGUUGUUCAAGUUCAUAAUGGAACUUAAUGCUGUCCCAUAAUUUCAGUGGAAACCCUGUUGCUGAACAGCUAAUUCCUAGUAACUCCUGCAGAGUGCAUUCUUUGAUUUGUUACUUAUAAAGGCUCACUGAUGUAAUUGGACAAACUAUUCCUUAACUCAGCUAAUCUUAUUUUAAAACGUAAGAUCAUCUGGCUGGCUGGAACACCAGGUAACCCAAAAAAAGAGCUGCUUGUAGAGGUAGAGUGUGAGGUGCGCAGGCGAGUGAGCUUUCCUUGGCUGACUUCAGAGAGUCCUUGUGUGCUACAAAAUGCUUAAGAGCCUUGAAUAGAUUGCUUGACUGCAGAGAAAGUACUUUGUUAUAAAAAAAUGUUGUAAUUUUUUUUUUUCCUACGGUAAUUUAAGCAGACCUUCUGGAACUCAUGGUCUUAAGGGUUUUUUUUAAAGAUACUUUUCAGUGGAGAUUUCUUUCAUGUUCCUGCAAAACUAAGAUCAUCUUCCUGAAAGAAUAAGCCAGGACUAUUUUUGUUAACAGUUCUGUAUUCUGAAGAACAAUCUAUGAAAAUAAAGUAGCAGGUUGUGAAUUAUGCUGAACUUACUUCUGAAGGGGAGUAGUACACUGACCUGUGAUAAUUCUUAUUGGUGCUUUCUGUGCUCCCUGCGAGAACUAAACACUAUCAGCUCUGAGACUGGUUGAUACAAGUUGGUUUGUGUUUCCUUGUAGACUUGUGAAUGCUGGAUCUUUUUAAAUAAAAGCCUUAAAUGGAUACUGGCACCAGUAUUUUUCUUACCAGACUGGUUAGUGAUGCGUUGUUGCCCUUGGUGAUUGUUGAGACUUAUAUAUGCAUUUUAAUUUUUUUUAAACAAGGAUGGUUUCUGCUUUACCCUGAGAAAUAUGUAGAGUUGCUGGGGAAGCAUAUAUUUGAGGAUCCAAAGGCAAAGUUUCCCUCAGUUCCCCCUGCUGAUGGGUUGAUGCAUUUUUCUUUCUUGGGGACGAAGGGAAUUAGAUUAUUGUUCUUCUGUUGCUCUUCACCUCCUUUAGCUUCCUCCUUUAGCUUCAUCUCCUGCUUCCCCCUAAUUCUGACAUGUCAUGGUUGUAGAUAACUCCUCUGCUGUUAUCUGUAGGUCAGCAUUUUGUGUGUGGCAUGACAGACAGCAACUGUGAAGAAAAUGUCUUUUUCAAACUUUAUUUUCAGUUCCUAAAUUCUCUGUAUCCUUGAGCAUCUUGCUAAAGUAUUGUGGUGGACUUCUGAAAAUGGUGUAACUUCCUGCAUCAGCUCAACUCCAAAUGCCUUUGCCUUUGCUUUCUGAGGGGUUUCAGCCCAUUGAUUUCCUUUUACCUUGCUUUUUCAGUUGUGGAUAUGGAGCAUGGGAGCCAUCUGGCUUUUGUUCCCUAGUGAAGCCUUCCUCUUUCUAUUGACAGCCCUUUUGCUUCCAGCCCUGCAUUAGAAGUCAUGACACUCUGUUUGUCCUUCAGCCUUCCAAUGCGUACUUUGUAGUUUCAGGUUGAUCACCGAAAGGAAAAUGGGUUUUUGAAUUCUGAAAUGCAAUUUCUUUUUUGAUAGAGAAAAUCAGGUUGUGGGAGGGAUAAGGCCAGCAGCUCCAACAAGUGAGUGGGCUGCUUGCCUUGGCUAGGGCAAGGACUGUCUGAGCACGUGUUGUUGCAGUGUUACUUGACAAUGUCUGUGCAAGUCCUGCUGCAAUGAAUUUGGAAUGGCUUGAGCUGCAAGCUGUUUGUCUUUGUAAGACUGCUGGGGUUUUUUUGCCCCUGCAAAGCUUCCCUUAGUGGCUUCUACCCCCACCAGCCUGAGAAGCUGUUGGUAGAGUACAGAGUAUGGCUUUCCUGACUUUUAUUUGUUUUGAAUACAGAGUUUAUGGGUUUGGCUCUUCUUCUGGUCUGUAAUGGUCUGACUAAAAUCUGCUGGUGGAUAUGCACACGUCUGGAGAUAUUUAUAGAAAAGUUAAUAAAUAUGGUAAUAAA